Drosophila takahashii is the source of this 1000-nucleotide messenger RNA. RefSeq names its product neuropeptide CCHamide-2 (gene CCHa2). Gene Ontology annotation, molecular function: neuropeptide hormone activity. The record is from RefSeq and is a predicted model, not a curated record. NCBI's taxonomy places the organism in Eukaryota, Metazoa, Arthropoda, Insecta, Diptera, Drosophilidae. Gene Ontology annotation, biological process: neuropeptide signaling pathway.
AGCUCGGCCUCAGUCGCUGGCGGGAGCUUGAAAAUGUGAAAUCGCGCUCAGGGAUUCGGACGGUGGAAUUGCCAUAUCAAACGGGAAUUGGCAAAAACAUCCGCCCCAACCAUACAUAUCUGUGAUUAUAUAGUGGCCAUCUAACUCGAACUGAUAGUCCCUGUAACAAGCAAAAAACAAAGAAAACUGCCGUAUAAAGUGCACAAAACCCAGAACAGCUAAUCAGUCUGAUUAAGGUAACAUGAAAUCCACCAUUUCUUUGCUGCUGGUCGUCAUCUGCACCGUGGUCCUGGCCGCGCAACAGAGCCAAGCGAAAAAGGGAUGCCAGGCCUACGGUCAUGUGUGCUACGGUGGUCAUGGCAAGCGCUCCCUGAGCACCGGAUCCGGGUCCGGAACGGGAGUGGGCGUGGUGGGAAUGGGCGAGACAGCCUCCGGAGGGCAGGAACAGGACUUCGUGCGUCCAAAUGGCCUGCUGCCCAUGAUGGCGCCGAAUGAACAGGGUGCGGUGGCGCCCGAGGCCGACUUUAAUGACUAUCCCGCCCGUCAGGUGCUCUACAAAAUCAUGAGAUCAUGGUUUAAUCGACCACGACGACCGGCUGCUCGCCUAGGUGAACUGGAUUAUCCUUUGGCCAAUUCCGCCGAAAUGAAUACAUUAAACUAAGGCGUGCUGAAAUAUAUCCACACACAUAUCCACAAACCACAGCGAAAAUAACAACAACAAGAACAAACCUCAAGAAGGAGAGCAACAAGAGCACCAUCAACAGCAACAACAACAACAACACAUGAAUUACUUAUGAAUGUUAAUUACUUUCGCAACUUGUAUAAAAUGUUUGAUAAAUGUCUACACAUACCGAACAGUCAAUUUUCAAGCUAAUUGCAUAAACAUCCAACACAAGAAAAAAAAACCAACUGAAAUUUUUAGGGGCUGGUAAGGAUUUCAGUGUCAAAAAAAAAUAAAGAAGGAGCGGACGACGAAGAAUAAAUCGAAGAAAACGGCAAA